AUGCGUCACAUGCCUUUGGUUCUACGAGAACAAGUCUUUUCUACCUUGGGCGAAGUGAUCUCGUCUCAACCUUUGGCUCCACUGGACAUCAAGACGAAUCCCUUAAUGGCUUCGCCACCACAACCGAACUGCCACCUCCCGGCGCUCAAAGAAUUCUUGACCGGAGAUUUGCGAGAGAAGCCCUUGAUGUUGAUCGAUUUGCCUACAGGCAUGGGUGGUGGCCCCGAAUUGGAGUUUUUAGAGCUUCGGCUCUUGGAGCUUCAAGACAUUGCAGAUUUGAUGGUGGCAGCGGAGUCCGAUUUCACCUUCCGUGGAGAUCGAAAGCCUCGACUGUUUCAGAAGAAUGCAAAUCGCUUCAAGAAUUUCAAUCAUUUGUUGUAUUUGGACUUGGAUCGUUGUGAACGAUUUCGAGCGGCGAUCGACAAGACAAGGGCAGAACACGGUCGUUCUCAGGCACAGUCGUUGUGGGCAAUUCAGAACACACAAAGACAAUGUUUGUGGCAACUGCUUCAGUCUGAGCGACCGAACUUGACGAAUGAAACCCUGGUGAUCUUCUCAGAUUUAGAUGAAAUCCCCAAUGGUGAGCAGAUGUUGGCAAUGAAGCACUGCGAAUGGAAAACGGAAGCCAAGUGUUUCCAACUACAACAGCAUGUGGUGACCUUUAACCUUCGUCAGGUUGGAACAGCUGCAGCAGGUUGUUUUCCUCAGAGCCCAUGGAAACAAGGACUGCUACUUCAGCUUGGCUGGGCACGAGCUCAUGUGUCCAUCCCUUUGCGGUUGAAGGUGGCACCGCUCCUGAAAGGUGGCGCCACACAUUUGUCACAUUUUGGAUCGGCGCCUGAGCUGCUGUUGAAAGGUCUUCAACAUGGAGAGGGCGGCGGAUUGUUUCUGAAGUUUCAGAAGAACAGAACGGCUUGUACUGCUACGGAUCAAGAUAUUGAUCAGCUAUUGACCACCUUCCGUGAUGACCCCAUCAGCAUUGUGCGAAGUUGGGAGAAGAAGAGUCAUCCACUGCCCAAGGCCAAACCAAACAAGGCCACCUUGGAGAAGUGUGGCAUCCCCUGGGCGCUUCGGGAGAAUCCCCAGCGCUAUGUCUCCUUUUGGGGCUUGAGAACCAAAUUGGUCCAAAGUGCCAAAGGUCUUCAAGGUCUUCAAAAGGACGAGAGAGUUUGGCAAAAAGAACUUCCCCCAGCUGAGCCAAGCAUGGUGCGAGCUUUCGGCUUUGUUUUGUGA
This is a messenger RNA of Durusdinium trenchii, 1233 nucleotides long. NCBI's taxonomy places the organism in Eukaryota, Dinophyceae, Suessiales, Symbiodiniaceae. The record is from the annotation of a GenBank genome assembly.